CUAUUUUUGUAGAAAAAGUACCGUUUUCACAUAAGACUAGUGAGUAUAAUUUCCUCUACAGCACACAGCUAUUGUCAAUAACCAUAUGAUAACGUUUCAAAAAUCAUACAGCUUUUCCGAUUUUUAGUCAGAUUGUUGCUCUACUGAGAACCACUGAUUUUGAAGUGCUACAAUUUAAAAUAGUAUUUCUAAAUUAAAUAAGUAACUAAUUUGAUGUUAUAUGUUUGAAUCCCUCAACCGACGUUCAACCAAUAAUCUGUUAAAAUUAUUGCACCUUUUGACAUAGUCCAUCAAUUUCCAGAUGAUUACUGAAAUACAUCGUUUUUUAUUAUUAGUUGUCUUGGUGAACUCGAAUAUGAUGAUUGAUUGAACAAUAUUCAUUAAUGUAAAAAAUGUUUUGUGAUAAUCUGUUUGAUAUAUGUGGUUUAUAUAAUUUUGUAGAAAUUUAAAUAGUAAUGGAAAGUAAUGCCGAAACUGAUAAACUUUCACCAGUAAACACAUCUACACUUACAUGUGACUGUAUGAACAAUUCAAAAACUGAUAUAUCUAAAGAAAAUAAUGGCGUUGAGGGUAAAACAGAUGGUGUAUCUACUUGCUCAAAUCCAAACUGUCCAUACUCUUAUCUUAGACGGAAUACUUUCACUUCAGAGGCAUUCAAAAUACAACUGAAGAACAUUUCUCGUCAUGCAGGUUUCUCUGUAAUGAAGAAGAUGUUACAGUCAUUGAAUGUAAAAUUUUGCAAGAUAAAGUUUCCAAAAUGCGGUUUAGCCUUUCUUUCAUUUGAAUCUGCCGCUGAUCGUGAUUUUGCUAUCUCUGUUUUGGAUGGACACAUUUGGAAAGGUUCGAAAAUAGAAGCUAAGAUUGCUCGUCCUCAUGCUGAUCCAUUAAUGAAAAGGCGAGCGGAAAGUGAAAUAAAAUCUGAACUCUUAUCAAAAGAACAACAUAUAGAUUGGUUAAGUGAAUCAGUUGACUUGGAGAAAGCUCACGAAACACUUCGUGACUCCAUUCUUCCAUUAUGGCGUUUGAAUUACGAUCCAGAUCAAUUGAUUGAGAAACGAAAUCUAGUUUUAAAAUAUUUAGCUGAAACAAGAAGGAGAUUGUUGUUGAUUAAUCCAGAAAUCGGAAAUGUUGACAGUGUGAAAUUUGUAGAAGAAUCCGAUUCAAAAGGUCAAACAACUAUAUGUAAACUUGCUCCUAUAGUUCCAUCUCCUAUUCAAACUGAAUAUCGAAAUAAAUCUGAACUUACUAUUGGCUACGAUGUGGAUGGAUCAGGUCCAGUUAUUGGUUUUCGCUAUUCCAAGUACAAGGGAGGUUCAGUUGCCGUUGGUUCGUUUAAAAGUUGGAACUUUAUGCCGAGAAACUCUACUAAAGUCAUAGAUGCUUUACAAAAGUUCGUAACUGCCUGUUCUAAAAGAGAAUUUAAAGAAUUACCUUCGCUUAAUGCUUUUGAUCCUAUCACGUAUAAUGGGAACUGGCGCCAUGUACUCAUUCGUGAAUCAAGGUCUGGAGAUACAUUAGUCGUUUUAUACAUUAACGCAUAUGGCUUUACUGAGGAGGAUAUAAAUAAUUUGUUGAACGAGUUACGAACAUGGUUCCAAACUGGUCCAGGCUCAGAUUCAGGUUUAACUAACCUAUAUCUAUCUGUGUCUUCAAGGUCAGGUAUAAAACAAUCUGGUGAAGAUCUUCGUCAAGUUUUUGGUAAACCUUAUAUUAUUGAACAAUGUUGUGGAUUAAACUUUCAUAUAUCUAUUUCUGCAUUCUUCCAAGUAAAUACACUUGCUGCUGAAUUAUUAUUUGAAAGAAUAUCAUGUCUAUGUAAUUUACCUUCAAAAAAUGAGAUUACAUGUAAUAAUGAAAAUCUUAAUGAGAAGAAACGAAUACUGCUUGAUGUAUGUUGUGGUACUGGAACAAUAGCUUUAUGUCUUUCAAAGCAUUUCGAUCGUGUAAUUGGUAUUGAUAUGUGUAACAGUGCAAUUGAAGAUGCUAAAUCAAACGCAGAAUUGAAUGAUAUCCAGAAUGUUGAAUUUUUUGCCGGCAAAGCGGAGAAUAUCUUACGAAAUACUAUAGACAGUUUACCAGAAUGCUGUGAUUUGUCAGUUGUAGUUGAUCCUCCAAGAGCUGGUCUACAUCAUUCUGUUAUUCAACUGUUGAGAAAUUGUAAACAAAUUCAAAGAAUUAUCUAUAUUUCCUGUAAUAUUGAAUAUGCUGUAGAAAAUUUUUUAAAUUUUGCUAGACCUUGUUCCAAGAAAUUCACAGGAAUACCAUUUGUUCCAACUAUGGCUGAGGCUGUCGAUCUUUUCCCACAAACUCUGCAUACUGAAGUUAUUUUACUGCUUGAACGUAUUCCAUAA
Schistosoma intercalatum is the source of this 2351-nucleotide messenger RNA. NCBI's taxonomy places the organism in Eukaryota, Metazoa, Platyhelminthes, Trematoda, Strigeidida, Schistosomatidae. The record is from the annotation of a GenBank genome assembly.